CGAUUUGGACGAAAACGACAAGAUCAUGCGGGUGGAAGACAAGUGGGGGGGUGCGGAACAGCCGACACACUAUGAGUACCGAGGUGGCAGUCGGAUUAGCGGGGUUGAUGUAUUUGUGGUCAUAUGAAUAAAUAGCGGAGGCUUCCUUUCUUUAUCGAUACGGGGUCAGCUGGACAAAGUUUAUGGACUCCGCUAUCUGUGUAGGAGAUAUAAACAACCCUCGCAUACUCUCUCCUGUCUGCAGGCUCGAUUAAUAUCCUCAUCCAUCUCCCGUUUGCAGGCUUGAACUCACCAACUUACCAUGGCAUCCGAAGUCCGUCAGAGAGCAAAGGCGCAAUCCGCGUCUCCCCUGGGUCCUUUAGGCAUCGAAGCUGCUCUUGAGGCGCAAGCCGACCCUUCCAUCCAACCGCGUCCAAAGAUAUUUGACGAGUUCGCCUUGACUGAUCGAGUGGCACUUGUGUCUGGAGGCAAUCGGGGGCUCGGACUCGAGAUGGCGAUCGCACUGGCCGAGGCAGGCGCAAGAGCUGUUUAUUGCUUUGAUCUUCCCGAGAAACCUUCGGAGGAGUUUGUUGCUUCUCAAGAGUAUGUCAGCAAGCUUGGGAAUAACUCGAGACUCGUGUACUUCGCCGCGGACGUGCGUGACCAACAGUUGCUAUGGAAGAAAGCAGAGGAAAUAGGCGAUAAGGAGCAAAGGUUGGAUAUUUGUGUGGCUGCUGCCGGUAUCCUUAAGCCCCACAUGGACUGCUUGGAAUAUCCCGCAGACGUGUUCAGAGAGGUCGUGGAAGUGAACACAACUGGCGUUCUGUUUACGGCACAGGCUGCUGGACGGCAAAUGGCACGCUUCGGCCGUGGGGGCAGUAUCAUCUUGAUCGCCUCGAUGUCAGGGAGUAUUACCAACAGGGACCACGCAUGGGUGUCAUACAAUUCGUCCAAGUCUGCGGUAUUGCAGAUGGCACGCAGCAUGGCAUGUGAGCUCGGAGAGAAGAAGAUUCGUGUGAAUACGUUGUCCCCGGGCCAUAUCUACACCAAGAUGACUGCAGCAUACCUCGAUAACCAGCCUCACUUGCUGGACAAGUGGUCGAGCAUGAACCCGCUUGGACGACUUGGAAGGCCUGAUGAGCUUCGCGGUGUCGUCGCCUGGCUCGCCUCUGACGCGUCUACUUUCUGCACUGGAAGCGACAUCAUUGUCAGUGGAGGACAUCACUCGUGGUAGUACACAAAUAUAAAUAUUGAUUUUGUCAAAGGAAAUAAUAAUAAUUCUUGAUUUUCCCUUUUUUGGGGAUGCACGAUCUCGAUCGGCGCAGUGACUG
Messenger RNA from Pisolithus orientalis, 1310 nucleotides. RefSeq lists its product as uncharacterized. Gene Ontology annotation, cellular component: intracellular anatomical structure. Lineage: Eukaryota; Fungi; Basidiomycota; Agaricomycetes; Boletales; Pisolithaceae. The transcript has 7 exons. Bases 302 to 1213 code for a protein of 303 amino acids. The record is from RefSeq and is a predicted model, not a curated record. Gene Ontology annotation, molecular function: oxidoreductase activity, acting on NAD(P)H, oxygen as acceptor.